CAGCGGGUUUGGGUCGUCAGCGGAUUCGAAUCCAAAAUACCUCUCAUGAUUUAGCCAGACCAAAAUUAGGGUUUAUACCAAAAUCCCCAAAUCUCUCUUGAGAGAGACAAAACAAUGUCGGAUUCGUACAGGAAAGUGAAAGCAGGCAGGCUCACCUUCAAGGGCGGCGAUCUCGCCACCGUCAAAUCCAUCGACAAGAAGAAGAACAAGAAGAAGAAGCACAAAUCCAAAUCCAACGGCGAAACCCUCGACCCCGACCUCGGCGGCGACGAGAAUCAUGAAUCGGCCACGGCUGCGGAGAGGGAGAACAUCUACACGAUCGACGCAGCGAAGAAGAUGAAGUACGAGGAGCUGUUUCCCGUUGAAACGAAGAAGUUUGGUUAUGAUCCCGCGAACAAGGAGAAGACUGGAGCGAGAUCGGUCGAGGAGGCGCUCGAUGAUCGCGUCAAGAAGAAGGCCGAUCGCUAUUGCAAGUGAUCAGAUUCGAUCUAGGGUGUUCUUGGUGUUUCAUUUGACAUUCCGUGUGGAGGGAUGUUAACUAGAGGCAGGAGGAGCGUGGAACUUGGUAUGCCCAUGUAUGAACUUGUAUAAAGAUCGUAUAUCUUGUGCUUUGAAUGUUGUCUAACAUUGAGAUUGUUGUAAUUGACUUAUCAUAUGCCUUGAAUUGUAAUGCACAUACAAUGAAAUUUUCACCGCGGCAAAAUUUUACAUCUCAA
Asparagus officinalis (garden asparagus) is the source of this 716-nucleotide messenger RNA. RefSeq lists its product as uncharacterized. NCBI's taxonomy places the organism in Eukaryota, Viridiplantae, Streptophyta, Magnoliopsida, Asparagales, Asparagaceae. The record is from RefSeq and is a predicted model, not a curated record.